Dryobates pubescens (Downy woodpecker) is the source of this 2420-nucleotide messenger RNA. RefSeq names its product minichromosome maintenance 8 homologous recombination repair factor (gene MCM8). Gene Ontology annotation, molecular function: ATP binding; single-stranded DNA helicase activity; single-stranded DNA binding. The record is from RefSeq and is a predicted model, not a curated record. The transcript is spliced from 16 exons. Gene Ontology annotation, biological process: double-strand break repair via homologous recombination. Bases 57 to 2267 code for a protein of 736 amino acids. NCBI's taxonomy places the organism in Eukaryota, Metazoa, Chordata, Aves, Piciformes, Picidae. Gene Ontology annotation, cellular component: nucleus; MCM complex.
CUUACUCUGACAAGUCUCCCUUUGUGCAGAAGACUCAAGCAUUUGAGAGCUUUUUCAUGCAGCGCAUUGACCUUUAUGAUAAGGAUGAAAUAGAAAGGAAAGGAAGUAUUCUUGUGGAUUACAAGGAGAUAGCAGAAGACAAAGAGCUGACCAAGGCAAUACCAAAUAUAUCUACUGAAUUAAGGGAUAUGCCUCAGAAAAUCCUGGACUGUAUGGGCCUGGCAAUUCAUCAGGUGCUAACAAAGGACCUUGAGAGGCAUGCUGCAGAGCUGCAGGUGCAGGAGGGACUGCCACUGGAUGGAGAACCCAUCAUAAAUGUGCCUCUCAUCCACGCUAGGGUGUACAACUAUGAGCCCCUCACCCAGCUGAGGAACCUCCGCGCCAACUGCUACGGCAAAUACCUGGCCCUGCGCGGCACCGUGGUGCGAGUCAGCAACAUCAAACCCCUCUGCACCAAGCUGGCCUUUGUCUGUGGCACCUGUGGGGAUGUUCAGAGUGUUCCCCUGCCUGAUGGAAAGUACACCCUUCCAACUAAGUGCCUGGUUCCUGAGUGCCGUGGCCGCUCCUUCACACCUGACAGAAGCUCUCCUUUGACCACUACAGUGGACUGGCAGUCUGUCAAGGUGCAGGAGCUGAGCUCAGACGAGCAAGGGGAAGCAGGGCGAAUCCCUCGCACCAUCGAGUGCGAGCUGGUGCAGGACCUCGUGGACAGCUGUGUCCCAGGAGAUCUGGUCACAGUCACAGGGAUAGUCAAGGUGUCAAGCACUGAGGAAGGAGCUUCUAGAAAUAAGAAUGACAAAUGUAUGUUCUUGCUGUACAUUGAGGCAAACUCUGUCAGCAACAGCAAAGGGCAAAACCAAAAGAGUUUUGAUGAGGAGACCUUUCACAGACCCUUCAUGGAGUUCUCCCUGAAAGACCUCUAUGCUGUGCAAGAAAUCCAAGCUGAGGAAAAUCUCUUCAGGCUCAUUGUGAACUCCCUUUGUCCUGCAAUCUAUGGCCAUGAGAUUGUCAAGGCAGGUUUGGCCCUGGCAUUAUUUGGAGGCUGUCAGAAGUUUGUAGAUGACAAGAACAGAAUCCCAGUACGAGGAGAUCCACAUGUUCUGGUGGUGGGAGACCCAGGACUAGGAAAAAGCCAGAUGCUGCAAGCAGUGUGCAACGUGGCUCCUCGAGGUGUGUAUGUUUGUGGCAACACCUCCACCAGCUCUGGCCUGACUGUUACCCUGUCUAGAGAUGGUGCUUCUGGGGAUUUUGCCUUGGAAGCUGGUGCCCUGGUGCUUGGAGAUCAAGGAAUCUGUGGAAUAGAUGAAUUUGAUAAGAUGGGAAGCCAGCACCAGGCUUUGCUGGAAGCCAUGGAACAGCAGAGCAUCAGCCUUGCCAAGGCUGGCAUCGUCUGCAGCCUGCCCGCCCGCACCUCAAUUGUGGCGGCAGCCAACCCGGUGGGAGGACAUUACAACAAAGCCAGGACAGUGUCUGAGAACCUCAAAAUGGGGAGCGCCCUGCUGUCCAGGUUUGACCUGGUUUUCAUCCUGCUGGACACCCCAAACGAAGACCACGACCACCUGCUGUCAGAGCACGUCAUGGCCAUCCGGGCCGGGAAGCCGGCAGCCUGCGCCGGCGCCACGGCCUCUCGGAGCAGCGCGCCGGAACGCUCCCUGCUGGAGACUGCCGCCGAGCGGCCGCUGCUGGAGCGCCUCAAGGUGUCAGCAGGAGAACACUUGGAUGCCCUCCCCCACCAGCUGCUGCGGAAGUACGUGGGGUACGCCCGGCAGUACGUGCAGCCCCGGCUGGCCGCCGCGGCCGCUGAGGUGCUGCAGGGCUUCUACCUGGAGCUGCGCCGGCAGAACCAGGGGGCGGACGGCACCCCCAUCACCACCCGGCAGCUGGAGUCCCUCAUCCGCCUCACCGAGGCACGAGCAAGGCUGGAAUUGAGGGAGGAGGCCACCAAGGAAGAUGCUGAGGACGUGAUAGAAAUCAUGAAGUACAGCAUGCUGGGCACCUACUCAGAUGAGUUUGGCAAGCUGGACUUUGAGAGAUCCCAGCAUGGCUCUGGGAUGAGCAAUCGGUCGCAGGCCAAGCGAUUUGUGUCUGCCCUCAACAGCAUUGCAGAGAGGACCUACAACAACCUCUUUGACCUGCAGCAGCUGAGGCAGGUGGCAAAGGAGCUACAGAUCCGAGUAGCUGAUUUUGAAAGCUUUAUUGGAUCCCUGAAUGAUCAAGGUUACCUUCUGAAAAAAGGUGCAAGGCUUUAUCAGCUUCAGACAAUGUGAGAGGAGCUCCUGUGGCCAACUUCCUUCAGCCACAACCCUUACAGCUGGAAGGGUCUGUGAAGAGGUGAUGCCUUGCUCAAGCUGGCUUCCUUUCCUGCUCUGCACCUCUUGUUGUAGCUGAGGUUUGUGUUUGAAAUGCCAGCCUGGGUUAAA